Molecule: messenger RNA, 27345 nt
Organism: Podarcis lilfordi (Lilford's wall lizard)
Lineage: Eukaryota; Metazoa; Chordata; Lepidosauria; Squamata; Lacertidae
Source: the annotation of a GenBank genome assembly
UGAGAGAGACCUGUGGUUGUCAUGGAGGUCAUGAAGUCUUGAGCUGGCCCAUCAUCAGCCUCCACAUGGAGAUGGAAGUCAUCCAAGAUUAUCAUUUUAUGGUCCUCCAACAAUAUCCAGAGACUACCUUGGUCAGCCUGGUUAGAGAUGCAACAGAGUGAUCAAUAGACCAGUAGCAUCACUGAUCUGUCUUCUGACCCAACACCAGUGAAAGACACUCUAAGCCUAUCUGAAGGUCAAGAGGCUUCCUGAUCAAGUAGAUGGUGUCCCUGCAGACAAUAGCAACUCCCUUGUUGAAUCUCUUUUUGAAAACACUUACAAGUGUUUAUUAUCUUGUGGUGAUCGGAGACAAAUACUUAUGCCGCUAUUUAGCUCCUCAGCUAGCUCAUUUGCCUUUUCUUUCUCUUCUAAAGUCCCCAAGUGGUAUUGGGUAGUUCCAGCCCUUUGUUUUUAUGUAUCUGAGAAGGAAAGAUUAAACAAUUUAAAAAGGGAUAUGGGGACAUAUUUUUGCAUGUUGUGGACAAAUUAUGGUUAUACAUUAUGUACUCUGGGCCCAUCACUAACAUGAGGGUUCUCAGAGCCUUGUAAGGUGGAGAGCUUUAAAAGCUCUUUCUGCAGUAGGUCUUCCCUACUCUUCAUUUAUUUAUUACUUUCCUCCACCCAUGGUAAGCUGCAGUCACGUAAGUAUAGUGAGUGUAAGUUGUGGGCCCGCCAUAUACUCAGGAGAAACUUUAUUAAGAACUCCAUCACAAGGCAUGGUCUCCUCCACCAUACAGUGGUACCUCAGGUUACAAACACUUCGGGUUACAAACACUUCAGCUUACAUACUCCACUAACCCGGAAGUAGUACCUCGGGUUGAGAACUUUGCCCCAGGAUGAGAACAGAAAUCGUGCACCAGCGGCAGCAGGAGGCCCCAUUAGCGAAAGCACGCCUCAGGUUAAGAACGGUUUUGGGUUAAGAAUGGACCUCCAGAACGAAUUAACCAGAGGUACCACUGUACAUUGAAUAGGAUUUGUUCCACUUUCUGAUUUUCUUUUAGUCUGUUAAGAUUUCACUCUGAGAAGUUAAUAACAAAUACUUCUUCUUCUUUGGCGAUCACUCGUAACCGAGUAAGGUUGUCUUCCAUAAACACGUUUUAACAAUAAGUCCGGAAGUGACUGUGGAGGCCAAUUCUGGAUCCACAUAUCUUUCCAUAGUGGGGACAUUGGUUUCCGGGAAGGAGUUGAUCUCGGUGUGGACUUGCCAAGCGUGCCUUCCUCUUAGGAUGUUUCUCCCUUGUGUCCUGAGUUCAAGUGUCUUCAAAGCCCAUGACACCUUUGGUAAAAGCUGUUCUCCAAUUGGAGCUCUUGCAGGCAAGUGUUUCCUAAUUGUUGGUGUUUAUACUACAUUUGAAAAAAUUUGCCUUGAGACAGUCUUUAAACCUCUUGUUGACCACCAGCAUUAAGCUUUCCAUUUUUAAGUUCGGAAUAGAGUAGUUGCUUUGGAAGACAAUCAUCAGGCAUCCACACAACAUGACCAGUCCAACGAAGUUGAUGUUGAAGAAUCAUUGCUUCAGCACUGGUGAUCUUUGCUUCUUCCAGUACACUGGUAUUAGUUCGCCUGUCUUCCCAAGGGAUGUGUAAAUUUUUUUGGAAACACUGUUGAUGGAAUCUUUCGAGGAGCUGGAGAGGGCGUUUAUAAGUGGUCCAUGUUUCACAAGCAUACAGUAAGGUUGGUAGUACAAUAGCUUUGUAAACAAGCAUUUUGGUUUCCCUGAGAAUGUCCUGGUCCUCAAACAUGUCCUGGUCCUCAAACACUGCACUCCAAUUGGGAGAAAGCCGCACUCGCAGAGCUCAGGCGAUGCUGGAUUUUGUCAUGAAUGUCAGCCCUUGUGGAAAGAUAACUGCCAGGUAGGGGAAGUAAUCAAAAUUUUCCAACGUUAUACCAUUGAGUUGGAUUUGUGGUGCUGCAGAGGAGUUAUUUUGUACUUGUUGGUGCAGCACUUUGGUUUUUUGGAUGUUGAGCGAUAGGCCAAGCUUUUCGUAAGCUUCUGCAAAGAUAUUUAGGAUGGUUUGGAGGUCAUCCUCUGAGCGUGCACACACUACGUUGUCAUCAUCAUACUGAAGUGCUAUGACAGAAGUUACAGUAACCUUACUCUUUGCUUUCAGCCUGCUCAGAUUAAAGAGCUUUCCAUCUGUUCGAUAUAUGAUAUAUGAUUUCUACUCCGGUGAUUUCUACUCCUUCGACAAAGUGUAGGAUUAUGGCAAUGAAAAUAAUUGAUAGAGUUGGGGCAAUAACACAACCCUGUUUAAUACCUGAUCCCACUGUGAAUGGUUCACUUUGAGAGCCAUUGUUAUCUGCGAUUGUUGCUGUCAUAUUAGCAUGGAGGAGCUGAAUGAUGUUCACAAAUAUAUCGGGGCAGCCAAUUUUCAGAAGGACAGUCCACAGGGCAUUACGAUUUACAGUGUCAAAAGUCUUAGUCAGGUCAAUAAACGCCAUAUACAGGGGUUGGUUUUGCUCUCUGCAUUUUUCUUAAAGUUGUCGAGUUGUGAAAAUCAUGUCCACUGUCCUCCUAGAAGGUCAAAAACCAUUUUGGGAUUCAGGAAGGGUCACCUUUGAUAUUGUUAAGAGACGGUUUGCUAAGAUCCUUGCAAGAAUUUUGCCGGCCGCAGCUAAUAGAGAGAUGCCUCAAUAGUUUUCUCCAAUCAGUUCUGUCACCUUUUUUAAAGGGAUUGAUAAUUUUGGCAUCCCUAAAGUCUGCUGGGAUCUCUUCUCUCUCCCAGAUUUUUUCAAUGAGCUUGUGAAGUUGUUGUGUAAGUUCAAUUCCAACCACUUUGAAGACUUUGGCAGGUAUCCCAUCAGGUCCACUGGCUUUGUUGUUUUUCAUUUGGUUAAUAGCUGUACACAACUCUCCCAGAUUUGGAGAUACUGCAAGAUCAUCUCUAACUUGUUUUUUGUGAAAUUUGUGAGAAGACCUCAGCAGCUACAGGGGAGUUGCAGUUAAGGAGAUGUUGGUAAUGUUCUUUCCAGCGCAGUGCAAUAGCUUCUUUAUCUUUUAGAAGCAUGGUACUGUCUGCUGAGCAUAGAGGGCAUACACCAUGAUUUAUUGGCCCAUGGGUGGUCUUUGUGGCUUUAAAGAAACUCUGUGCAUCAUGAGUGUCAGCUAAGUGCUAGAUCUCUUGAGCUUUUUUUAUCCACCAGGUGCUUUUUACUUCUCUGGUUCUUCUUUGAACCUUAGCCUUAGAGUUGGCAUAGGUUUUUUUCUUAAUGGCACAGUUUCUGUCUCUUUGCCAGAUCUAAAAGGCCUUCCUUUCCUUGUCAAUCAUGCAUUCAAUCUCACUGUCAUUCUCAUCAAACCAGUCCUGGUGUUUCUUGGUUUGGUAUCCAAUAGUUUGUUCACAGGCUGCAAUAAUGGAUGUUUUUAGCUUGGUCCAGUGUUCCUUGAUGUUAUCAGGGAAUUCUGAAAGCAGAUAGUCCUUAAGAGCUGUUUGGAAGCAAUCCUGCUUAAUGGGAUUUUGAAGGGCUUGAGUGUUCAUUUUGCAUCUUGGUUUCCUUCCUUGAAGCCUGCAUUGAGGUAGAAUCAUAGAAUCAUAGAGUUGGAAUAGACCACAAGGGCCAUCGAGUCCAACCCCCUGCCAAGCAGGAAUAUCAAGUAUAAUCUUGAUAGCCAUCAAGCCUGCCAAGCAGGAAUAUCAAGUAUAAUCUUGAUAGCCAUUGUGGAGCGUAUUAGCCAGUGAUCUGUCCAGCAGUCAUCGGCACUCGUCAUAGCUCUGGUAAGGAGCACAUCACGGCCAUCUUCAGCUCGGACAAUUACAUAGUCUAAGAGGUGCCAGUGGUUUGAGCGAGGAUGCCUCCAUGAUGUUUUUAAUUUAUUUUAUUGUCGAAAGAGUGUGUUGGUGAGAACAAGGGUGGGCGCUGCACAUAUUGUCAAAAGUAAGAUUCCGUUCUGGUUACUGUUGCCAAUUCCUUCUUUCCCAGUAGUCCCAGGCCACAGAUCGAAAUCUCACCCAACUCUUGCAUUAAAAUCACCUAGGAGGAUAAUUUUAUCUUCCUUAGGCGUCUCUGAUAGGACGGUAUCCAGCUGAGAGUAAAUUUUUUCUGUAAUGUCUUCAUCGGCAUCCAGUGUUGGUGCAUAAGCGCUGAGAAUAGUAGCCUGUUGGUUUUUGGUGAGUUUUAUUCGAAGGGUUGAGAGUUGCUCAUUAAUGCUGGUAGGGACUUCUCACAGGAGCUUCACAAGAUCAUUUUUGAUAGCGAAGCCUACCCCAUGUAUUCGACGUUCUUGUUCAGAUAGACCUUUCCAGAAGAACGUGUAGCCUCCUUUUUCUUCCUUCAGUUGUCCCUCGCCUGCUCUUCAAGCCUCUUAAAGCGCUGCAAUAUCAAUAUUAAAACGUUGCAGCUUGCUUGCAAUGAUGGCAGUUCUGCGUUCAGGACGCUCGUUAUCUGUGUUAUCCAACAAAGUCUGUAUAUUCCAUGUUCCAAAGUUCAGUUGUCUUUUACAACCACUGGGUGGUGACCCCACUGGGCACGGUAAUCCAGUCAGAGAAAAAGGGAGGCAGACUUUGUUUAGGGCACCUUUUCUAGCCCCUCCCCCUUUUCGGGGUGAGCAGAGUGGAUCCUAAAAAGGGCUGCUCAGUCAUGGAUACAGCUGUCGAGCUGCUCAACUGCAUCAUUUCUUGAGUCAGAACGACUGAAUCUGUAUUCACCGCCCAUGUGCUAGGGGCUUCCAGAUUUCACAAUCCUGCCCCCGUUACCAUUUGCUGAUUGCCAUGGGACUUUUGGGAUUUGGGUUUGGGAUGGGCUUUUGGAAGAUGCCUGUGUGUGAAUUUGUUUUAUGUUUGUAGAUCAGUGCACACUGACCAACGCACAGUCUUCACAGUAAGGCUCUGUUCCGAUGGCAUGAGCAGCCACGAUGACUGGUAGAUUCUUAUCUGCUGCAGCUUUCAUCCGCCUUCACAGCCGUUGUAACAUAUCACUUGUUAUCAUCCGCCUGUUUUGCCGUUGAGGAUUUCUUGAAUCAUUCUUUGUCUAGCUCUUUCCCUUUUACCGCCUUGGGUGACCCUGCUGGGAGUAUGAGAUUCCUGAAGGUUUCGCUCACAAGGGACGUAGGAAUGUGCAACCCCACUCACCACGACAAGGUGAUGAUCCAGCGAGCAAGAAUAACAAAUACAGGAAAUGUAAGGUAAAGGUAAAGGACCCCUGAAUGAUUAAGUCCAGUCAAAGGUGACUAUGGGCUGGGGCGCUCAUCUUGCUUUCAGGCCAAGGGAGCCGGUGUUUGUCCGCAGACAGCUUUCUGAGUCAUGUGGCCAGCAUGACUAAACCACUUCUGGUGCAACGGAACACUGUGACAGAAACCAGAGCAAACGGAAACACUAUUUACCUUCCUGCCGCAAUGGUACCUAUAUAUCUACUUGCACUGGUAUGCUUUCGAACUGCUAUUUUGGCAGGAGCUGGGACAGAGCAAUGGGAGCUCACCCUGUCGUGUGGAUUCGAACUGCCAACCUUCUGAUCAGCAAGCCCAAGAGGCUCAGUGGUUAAGACCACAGUGCCACCCGCAUCCCUACACAGGAAAUGUAAAGAGUACCAGCAAGUUCCCUGGGUAAUAUAAGGCUGUAAAAGCAGUAAUUGUGAUACAUUUAUUGUGAGUGUGAAGAACUUUUGGUAUGAAAGUGUUAAAAAGAUGAGAUACUGUGAUACAUUUUAAAAUACAAGCCAUUGCACAGAUAGAUAAUGUUCAUUCAUGCAAGCAUGAUUCAUAAGGGGAUUCAUCAAAGGCAUGGCAUAUUUCAGGAAGGCUGCCAGAGUUCUGAGAUGGAGAUUUGAAAAUGAGGGAACCACAUUAUUUAACCUAAAUUUAAUCCCCUCCCCCAAUUGCAGUAGCAAAUUCCCUUAAACAUGCAAAACAAGCAUGCAGAGGAAUGGAAGCUUUAUUCAGAGGGUAGAACUUAUUAGUAAUUUAAUGAGAAGUCAGACUCCAGCUGACACAUUCCUUUGGGCUUUAAGAUUGAGGUCAAGCAUUCUGGUGAUGUGCAGAGCUGAACUACAAAGACUUUAGCUUAUUCACAGAUGCUUGAUGAUGGUCAGAGAGACAGGUACAGAAGUGAGAAGGUGGUAAAGCAGACUGAUAAAAAGGCCAACAUGCUUUGAAGAGCAAAGGCAGAAUUUGGGCAUAUGAAGACCAUUUUGGAGAGUGGGUGGGGGAAAAACAACAAUGUUGCCUUUGCAAGUCUUUUUUUAUUUAGUAUAUGCAUAAUAAGAGGUCUCAUUUGUGCAUGUUUUGCCUUCCAGAAACCAUCAGCGUUCAGUAAAGUCUCACUGACUUUGCAAACAGUGAAAGGCAGUCAUCUUGCUUCCUUCAGCCCCGCACCCCAAGUACUUGCAACAAUAGAACUUUGUACUUUGGAGCUACUCCUGGAUCCAUCUUUGUUUCUGGGUUAAUUUUAACAUGCUAAAUCUGGCACCUAUGAAUUAGAAGGGGGAGUUUAGGAGCUAGAAGGGGGGUCCAGGCACCCCACAAACUUGUAACGCUAUUAUUAUAAUAAGCACCCUUUCUGAUCACUGACAUUAGGCACACUGAUAAAAUGGUAGUGAUCGGAAUUUUUUUCAUAAAAACCUUAGCAUGGUGGUGUGAGGCACGCUUGGGGUUGUUUUCAGUUUUCAGAAAGGUAGCAGCUGGGAAGCACCACCUGCUCAGUCCUGUUCCUGUAGCCCCAGGCGAGGCCUCUCCUUCCAGCAUCUCCUUGCCAGCACUCUGGACGGGCCAGCAUGUCUGAAAGCACCUUCCAUCUGUCGGAGUCCUGUUGUCACGGGACACUCCGCAUUAUGACAGGGGCUCUGGGCUUCUGAGCACAGAACUCCUGCAGCCUGGCCGGCUUGGGCAAAGGCUUUGGAACUACCACCUCCAACUGUACCCAUGGCCGACAAGAGUGCCUGCAGGACUUUGAGCUCCUCCAUCCACAGCGAGGAUCUUCUGAGUGACAUGGAGCUGCUGCCACCCUCGGCUCCUGCCUCCCCAGGGCAAAAGGUCCCUUCCUCUCAGGCUUACACCCCCUAUACCUCCCAGGUGACGGCACAACUCUAUGCCUUGCUGCAUCAGAGCCGGCAGGCUGAGGCUCAGGCCCGCUCCCACCUGGAGAACCAGCACAGCUUGGGUCUCUCCAGGGAAGCGGAGGCCCCCGAAGUAGAUCUGGACACUCUGGCGGAGGAGCUCAGCCACCGACUCUCAACCAGCGUGGAGGCCAGCACCUACAGGAAGGGUCCUGCCGUCGAGUCCCGCCACAUCUUGGAGAUGGAGAACGUGCGCUGCCAUCUGCAAGGCAUGCUCCAUGGGUCCAGGGAUGCUGCUCAUGGGGAUGCUGUGGCACUGCGGACUUUUGAGCAGAAAGACGAUGACUCCUUUGAGAGUGACAGCACGACAGCCUUGCUCAACGCCAGGCCCCUGCAGGAGGUCUCUCCUCCUGGCUCCCUAGCCGGCUUCGAGCAGCUAUUUCCCCGCUACACCAGUCUGCGCUUGGGCCAACUCCGUGAGCACCCGCCAUAUGCCGACUCCCACCUGCUGAAGGACUCUUUGGACAAGGAGCAGGCCCGGCGGAAGGUGAGUGGCACCAGACAGCUGUGGAGGCUGCCUGAAGGAUUCACAAAGGAUUGUGGGAGAAUGAGGGAACGGGUGGCUGCUAGGACUGGGUCUGCCCUGUCCUCUUUUCCCCCCAAAUUGCUUUUAAAAGUCACAGGCAUUAUCAAAGGUCAAAGAUAGAUUACAGCAAGGCAAUGAAUUGAUUUUAGAAUGUAUUUCAAUUAAUUGAUUGUGAUUUUAUGUAAAGUGUGUUACUUUUACUGUUGUUAGCCGCUCUGAGCCUGGCUUCGGCUGGGGAGGGCGGGAUAUAAAUAAAAUUUUAUUAUUAGUAAAAUAAAUAAAUAAAUAAAUAAAACUUAGCAUUAUUGCAGCCCUGUAUUGCAUAGUGUUGUAAUGCUAUAGCACCAGCAGCAGUAGCAUCAUCAUUAAUAACAACAAGUAUUAUGCUGCUAUGGCACUAUGCCUCUUUUUCAUUAAAAGAUAUCCCCUUCUAAGUUCCUUCCAAAGUUCCCACUUCCCCAGGCAUAGUAAAAGACCAUACAUUUGAUGUUAAAAAUGGUUUACUUAUGAACUCCUCAAAGGUCAGAUUCAUGUGCUUUUCCAGACAGCAGUCAGAAAACACAGGUAGUCCAAAGUGCUGAACGUUCCUAAAUAAUUUGGUACAGAAGCACAAGAAUAGACUUGACUUCCUUCCUCCAAGGGGGAGGGUGUGUGACCUAGCUAAGCCUGGCAGGGUAGCUUACUCUAUGACAUUGACCUUGUCUUGGGUUCAUUAGCCUUAAGCAUUUUGAUUAUAUAAGGCUGGUUAUCUCAUACCCUUAAGGUUACCUAGUCCAACCCCCUGCAGUGCAGGAAUCUCAACUAAAGCAUCCAGGACAGAUGGCCAUCCAGCCUCUGCUUAAAAACCUCCAAUGAAGGAGAGUCCACCACCUUCCAAGGGAGUUUAUUCUACCAUCAAACAGCUCUUUACUACCAGAAAGCUCUUGUUGCUGUUUAAUAACAGCCCAGACACUGUUCAGCCUGGACCCUGAGGUCCAGCUCCAAGGGCCUUCUGGCAGUUCCCUCACUGCGAGAAGUGAGGUUGCGGGGAACCAGGCAGAGGGCCUUCUCAGUAGUGGCGCCCGCCCUGUGGAAUGCCCUCCCAUCAGAUGUCAAAGAAAUAAACAACUAUCUGACUUUUAGAAGACAUCUGAAGGCACUCCUUGAUUGUGAAAAUUUUAAUGUCUAAUGUUUUACAAUUUUUUAUGUGCUAUAUGCUGCCCAGAGUAGCUGGGGAAACCCAGCCAGAUGGUCAGGGUAUAAAUAAUAAAAUUCUUCUUCUUCUUCUUCUUCUUCCUCUUCUUCAUACAAGGUUACAGGUUCUCCAAACUCGGGCUGCUGUCCUGUGCAUACCCACUUUCCUGGGAAUAUGUUUCUGAAUGGAGGUGGUGUGCUUGUGGAUGUUACUGUUACAUGGACAUACAGUGGUACCUCUGGUUACGAACGCUUCAGGUUACAAGCUCUGCUAACCUGGAAGUCGCUGCUCCUGCUUGCAAACUUUGCCCCAGGAUGCGAACGGAAAUCCAUUAGCGAAAGCGCACCUCAGGAUAAGAACGGUUUCAGCUUAAGAACGGACCUCCGGAAUGAAUUACAAUGGUGCCCCGCAAGACGAAUGCCUCGCAAGACGGAAAACCCGCUAGACAAAAGGGUUUUCCGUUUUGGAGGUGCUUCGCAAAACGAAUUCCCUAUGGGCUUGCUUCGCAAGACAAAAAUGUCUUGCGAGUUCCUGCGGGUUUUUUUUCCUUCCCCCCCCCUUUUUCCCAAGCCGCUAAGACGCUUAUCAGCUGAUCCUAAGCCGCUAAGCCGCUUAACAGCUAAGCCGCUAAGCCGCUUAUCAGCUGAUCCGCUAAGCCCGCUAAGCCGCUAAUAGCGCUAAUCCGCUAAGCCGCUAAUGGGCUUGCUUCGCAAGACGAAAAAACCGCAAGACGAAGAGACUCGCUGAACGGAUUCUUUUCGUCUUGCGCGGCAUCACUGUAAGUUCGUAACCAGAGGUACCACUGUAUAUCUGGCCAUUCUGAUAGAUGGUCCUUUAGCCUGAUCCUGCAGGCACCUCUCAUGUUAUGUUCUUACUGUACUCAGUGUGGAUUAUUUUUGACCAAACAUGCAUGCUUUUGCACUCUGUCAGUCCAUUCACUUCCAGCUUUGUGAUGCCUUUUCUGGUGAACUAAGUCUGGAAGAAUAGCCUGACUGACAGAAUCACUCAUGCAAAGAUUAUUUGAGUUUGACAUGUCCCCCUUACAAGAGACACAGAUAAAUUGUACUGAAUUAACAGUGAACUUUCUGGCGGUUCCAGUGAAUGUUUCCGAUGUAUCUCCAGAUUUCAACUCAAUAUAGCUAGAAUGAUCUUCAGCAAGUGGAAUGAGCUGAGUCUGGAGGUGGGGUAAAGGAGGAAUUUGUUCAGCCCGCUUUUCACAACUGACUGACUCAACUGAAUGGUUGCAAACAUAUGAUUGCAGUUUAGAACCAAAACUUGAUUGUUCAUUACAACACAACUCCAGAUUGUGUUAUGUACUUUUUUGGAUUUUGCAAUGUAGUUUUGGUCCAUGAAAUGUGCACACAAAAUGGGGCACAUGGCCAUCCAUCAUGGAUGCUUUAGUUAAGAUUCUUGCAUUGCAGGGAGUUGGACUAGAUGUUCCUUAGGGUCCCUUCCAACUCUACGGUAUAAGGCAGGGGUCUGCAACCUUUAAGACAAAAAGAGCCACUUGGACCCGUUUCCGAAGAAAAAAAAACCUGGGAGCCACAAAACCAUUGCGAUCUGAGAGCAGGCGGGAAGGUGACGUCGGGACGGUGCGUGACUAAUGCAUGCACCGCCCCCAUGCGAUGUCACAGCCAGUACAGCGCCCGCCACAGUGGGGAGUGUCGGGGCGCACAAUGCGCCUCCUCCCCUCGCUAGUAUCCGCCCCGGAGCUGCGGCAAAGGUGUAAAAGAGCCACAUGUGGCUCCGGAGCCACGGGUUGCAGACCCCUGGUAUAAGGAAACAGGUCUCUCAGGUAAUCUGGUCCAUGCUUCCCACUGGAUAGGUUAUCCUAUGUUCUUCCAGUCAUGACUGGCAACCACCAUCUUUUCUUCUCUUGGCUGCUUUAAUAUCAUGUUGUACUUGUAUGUCUAUGAAUGGUUGUUCCUGUAGUACCUGUGUGUUAUGUUUACACGUGUGUGUGUGUGUGUGUGUGUGUGUGUGUGUGUGUGUGACAGAGAGACAGAGAGAAACCAGGCCCUGAGCUGUAGAGACCAUUAUAUAAGUACCAGCAGCUUGAACUUGGACCAAUAGUGGAUUGGCAGCCAGUGCAGUCCCACAAGUAGCAUGUUAUAUGCUGAUGGGUAGUUUGCUCUCACAAACAACCUAGCCGUUGCAUUUUGUACCAGCUGCAGCCUCCACAACAACCCCAAGAGCAGCCCCACUUAGAACAAAUUGCAGUAAUCCAACCAUGAGGUUACCAAUGCAUGGACAAUGUAUGGAGCAUAUGGAGGCUGACUGAUUUAUCCCUAGUCUGGGGUCUGGACAUGUGUACCAUCAAAAUCUGCUGGGGGUGCGAGGGACUUGUAUUGACAAACACCUCUCUCUCUCUCUCUCUCUCUCUCUCUCUCUCUCUCUCUCUCUCUCUUUGGAAUUGACCCUAACCUAAAUGAGACAAAGACUCUCAAUUAUACCAUGUUUUUGUUUGAUGUAAUUACACGGUCAAAGAUUCUUUGGCCCCUUCUUACAUGAAAACACACACACAAACAGAAACAAAUGCAGGAAGAGCAGCAACAGAAUGAUGCCAGCAGCAUCCUCAUUCACUUCCCCCCAGUCCCUGUUCAACAUUAUGAAUGCAAGCCUGCAUAGCACAUCAUUUUCCUAAUCAUGUAGUACUAUUGAAAUGCUUUGCUAAAAUUAUAAGCAUUAACCAGCAUGCAAAAUCAUACAAUAGUGUUGCUGUCACUGGCAAUUUUACAACCCUUCAAAAGAAAUCAGCUUGGGGUGUGCGGUUAUUUAUUUAUUUAUUUAUUUAAUCAAUCUCCCUCCUUCCUAUUGUGGCAAUUGCCCCCUCUUUUAUGAGGUCAGAUGAUUUAGUCAUAGUGUCAAAGCUCAUGAGGGGCAAAGUAGUGGAAUCAGGCAAUGAAUGUGGAACACUGACAUCAUGCAGAGUGCAAAAGUAAGAUCAGUGCCAGGAUUAAUGACAGUAAAGAUGCCCUGAUCAACAGAUGCAGAGAAUCUCAGAGGCAGUACCAUAGACCCAGACAGUGGCAGGUCCCAUUUCACUGGCUCAGGCCACCCUCUCCCACUGCCUCCCUCACAGAAUCCUAACUUACCUGGGUUGUUUGGCAGUGGUUUCUGGGUUCUCACAAGAUCUCGCGAAAGGUCUAUGAUAUCUUGCUGGAACCUGGAAUAUGCCACUUGUCCUCUUAUAUUUUGCCACCUGCGGCAGUUGCCUCAAUCCGGCUCUGGACCCAGAGUCCUGACCAGUGGAAGAAAGGGUGGAUUCCAGGACCAAGGAUGGGGCAGAAAUGUAAAGUGAUGCAUGUUAGACUGCAAACCUUAGAGUCAUAAAGGAUAGUUCAAUGAAGGUGUCGACUCAGUGCCCAGCUUUGUGAAAAAAGCAAAUUCCAUUCUAGGGAUCAUUAGGAAAGGAACUGGAAAUAAAACUACUGAUUUCAAAUUGCUGUUAAGAUGCAACCACGUUUGGAAUACUGUGUGCAGUUCUGGUUGCCUCAUCCAAAAAUGUAAAUUGUAGAUGUAAUGGUUUGGAAAAGCACAACCAAAAUGAUCAAGAGGGUGGAACGAUUCCCUUGUGAAGAAAGGUUGGUGGGUUUGGGACAUUUUAGUUGAGAGAAAAUGCGAGUAAGAGGUGCCAUGAUAGAAGUGUAUGUAACUAUGCAUGGCAUGGAGAAAGUGGAUAGGGAAAAGUUUUUCUCCCUCUCUCAUAACACUAGAACUCAUGGACAUCCAAUGAAGCUGAAUGUUGAAAAAUUCUGGGAACUGUAGUUUCCAUUUGGGAAUUAUAGCUCAGUCAGAGGUAAAGUACGGUAAACUAAAUGUACUUUGAAUGAGUGGUUAUGAGCUACCAAAGGCAGUUAACAAAUAUUUGCGUGAUAUUCAGAAAAUACACAGAGGGUAUUAAUUUGACUUCAAAUUAUUUAGAGGAGAAUUUGGAGAAAUAAUUUCUCUCUGCUUUUCCUCUUCAUAUCCUAACUGCCUACUACUACAUCCUACUGUGAAUAAGGGGCCAUAGUUUUUAGUAGUUUUAAGGUAACCCGGGACAUGGGUGGCGCCGUGGUCUAAACCACUGAGCCUCUUGGGCUUGCCAAUUGGAAAGUCAGCAGUUCAAAUCCACGGGACGGUAGUGAGCUCCUAUUGCUCUGUCCCAGUUCUUGCCAUCCUAGCAGUUCAAAAGCAUACCAGUGCAAGUAGAUAAAUAGGUACCACUGCGGCAGUGGUGCACUCUGACUUCCGUCUUGGUGCCGAAUUGUGCCAGAAGCAGUUUAAGCAUGCUGGCCACAUGACCCAGAAAGCUGUCUGUGGACAAAUGCCUGCCCCCUUGGCCUGAAAGCGAGAGGAGUACCGCACUCUAUAGUCACCUUUGACUGGACUUAACCAUCCAACCUUUUUACCUUAGUAGGUUUCUACCUCUAACAGUAUAUGGAAAAAAAUCUGCAAAAGAAAACCAGGAAUAUUUCAGUUCUGUAAUCAGUGUAAUAAUAGUCCCCCCCUUUUUUAAAAAAAACCCUGCACAUUAGGCUAAUGUUUUCCCCAAGUGAUCCAACUGUGUAUGAGCAAUGUUUUCUCUGACCGUAGACCGGUAUGUCUAAUGCUGAAGCCACAGCUGGUAAGUCCUGGGUGCCGUUUUGCCUGCAGCAUUUGAAUUUGUAAGCCAGGGUAGUGACAUGAGUGACACGUGAGUAGGAGGGAAUAUGACAGACAGGAUCAAAAGUAAUUGCUGAGUGUGAUGCACUUACAGAUUUUCCUCUUGUUAAGCCUGCUUCUCUCCCCAGUGCUUCCUCUCCAUCUGUUACUUUAUCAGCUUUUGGGGAGAGAAUAGACACCAGUCCUUGAAAUCUUAUAGCAAAAUGUCCUCCAUGAGGAACUUCCAUAUUAGGAAAGGUACUGUAGCAGCUUCUGGGACUCCUUAGUUUAAAGAAAAGGCAAUAAAAGAGGCAGCAUGAUAAAUGUUUUAUGAUACGAUACAAUAUGAUAUCUUUAUUGUCAUUGUCCCAUACAGAACAAUGAAACUGAAAAAUCUACAUAAGACAUUCAAAAACCCCUAAAAACUCUGAAAGCCCAUUUUAAAAUACAAUAUACCAUAGAGACUCCUUAUACUGCAUUUAAAACCAGAAUUGCAUUUGGAUAGAAACUGUUUCUUAGGCGGCUAGUCCUGCUCUUUAUAACCCUAUACCUUCUUCCAGAAGGCAGAAGCUGAAAGAGAUAAUUUCCGGGGUGCGUACUAUCCUGCGCUAUCUCUGCAGCUUUCUUAUGGCACCUGACAGCAUAGAUUUGAUCUAAGGUGGGAAGAGUGCACCCAAUUAUUCCCUCUACAGUCUUUACAACCCUGGACAGCAUUGUUUUUUCCCUGGCCGUGCAGCUCCCAAACCACACACACUGACCAUAAGUUAAUACACUCUCCACAGUACAAUGGUAAAAUGCCAUCAACAGGUCCUUUUCCAGAGGAUUCUCAGAAAAUAUAACCUCUGCUGUGCUCUCUUCAUUAGGUCUUUGCUGUUUUCUCCCCAGGUUAGGUCAUCUCUCAACUCCAUUCCCAGAAAUCGAAACACCGAGACCUGUUCCACACACUUCCCCUCAAUAAUAAGUGGCUGAAUAUUCAAUUUACAUUUCCUAAAGUCCACAAUAAUCUCUUUUGUUUUCUUUAAGUUAAGGAGUAAGUUGUUUUUCCUGCACUACUCCCCCAACUGCUCAACUUCCUUCCUAUAGGCCACCUCCCCCUCUCCAGCCGUGAUUAAACCAACCACCGUUGUAUCAUCUGCAAACUUAAUGAUCUUAUUACUGGGGUAUUUGGGGGCACAGUCAGCUGUAUAGAGCAUAUAUAAAAGCAGGCUCAACACGCACCCCUGCAGCAUCCCCAUAUUCAUGAUGAGAUCCGCAGAGACGUGGGAACCCAACCUGACCCUUUGGGAACGGUUUGAUAGAAAAUCUAAUAUCCACCUGCACAAACACGGUGGAAGUCCCAGGUCUAAUAAUUUGGGCACCAAUCUAUGCAGAAUAAUAGUAUUAAAUGCAGAACUGAAGUCUACAAAUAACAGUCUCUCAUAGUUCCCUUGAUUCUCCAAAUGAGUCAGGACAGCGUGUAAAGCCAUUGCUGCAGCAUCCUCCGUGGAUCUCUUUGCCUUGUACGCAAACUGGUAAGGGUCAAGUCUCACUGGCAGACAAGAUAAGAUGCGGUUCCUCACUAGUUUUUCGAAACAUUUCAUUAUAAUGGGUGUCAACGCCACAGGGCGAAAAUCAUUCAGACUGUCUAUCUUUGAUUUUUUUGGCAGGGGUAUAAUGGUAGCAGAUUUCAGACAGGGUGGAACAGUGGCUUGGGCCAGAGACCAGUGGCGUAGCGUGGGUUGUCAGCACCCGGGGCAAAGCAAGUAAUUUGCGCCCCCUAACCCGUGGAUUUGCGCCCCCUAACCCUAACCCCCAGAUGUUGCGCCCGGUGCGGCCGCCCCCCCCUGCACCCACCACGCUACGCCACUGCCAGAGACUGGUUAAAAAUCUUUGUAAAGAUUCCUGCCAGUUGGUCCAAACAAUCUCUUAGCACCCUGCCAGCCACCCCAUCUGGGACCAUACCUUCCUCAUGUUUAUCUCCUUUAAUAUUCACCUCACUUCUCCCUUUUCCACCCUGGCAGCAUUUCCUGUAGGUAGUGACGCCAAUAGCUCUGGCAUCCCUGUUGGAGUCACUGUUGAUGUCACCUCAAAUUGGGCAAACAAGGUAUUCAACUCUUCCAUCAAGGAAGCAGUACUCUCUACCACUGAUGAAUUUCUCGAUUUAUAACCAGUCAGAUGUUACUCCCUGCCACAUUUGUCUAGUAUCGUGAUUUCUCAGAUGGUCCUCAAUUUUUCCUCUGUACUCCGCUUUUGCUUUCCUGAUACCCCUCUUCAAGUUCACUCUUUCUAUACCAUACAAUACCCAGUCCCCAGUUCUAAAAGCAGAGUUUCUGGCCUUCAAUAAUCUCCUAACCUCUCCCGUCAUCCAGGGUUUUCUAUUCGGAUACAACUUAACAUACUUUUCCCUGGUGACAUUUGCUGUGCAGAAUCUAAUAUAAUCCAGGACCGUUGAUGUAUAAGUUUCUAGAUCUUGAUGGUCGAACAUAUUCCAGUCGGUCUCCUGGAAACAGUCCUGCAACUGCUGAGAGGCUCCCUCAGGCCACACCGUAACCAUCUUUGUUUGUAUCUGGCCUUGUUUCCUGAGGGGUGUGUAUACUGGUGUCAGAAGCAGGGACACAUGAUCUGAACCACCAAGGUGCACCAAGGUCAUGACCUCAUAUGCCCUUCUAAUGUUCGUAUACACCUUGUCAAGAGUAUUUUCCCUCCUUGUUGCACACUCAAUGUGCUGAUGGAAUUUUGGGACUACUGUCCUCAUGUCUGUGUGAUUGAAGUCCCCCGCAAUAAUGUGCACUGUCUCCGGGUAUCUGCUCAAUUUAGCAUUGAUGUUUUCAUGCAUACUACUCAUGGCCCUGCAUGCAUUUGCAGUUGGUGCUAUGUACACCGCUGUUAACACCACUGUUGUAAUUUUUUAAAAUUAUGCACAGCAUAGAGAAAGUGGCGAGAGAAAAAGUUUUUUUCUCUGUCUCAUAACACUAGAAGUCAUGCACACUCAAUGAAGCUGAAUGUUGGAAGAUUCAGGACAGAUAAAUGAAAGCGCUUAUUCACACAGUGCAUUGUUAAACUGUGGAACUCACUCCAGCAGGAGGCAGUGAUGGCCACUGGCUUUAAGAGGAUUGGACAAAUAAGGCUAUGCUUUGCUUCCACAGUUGGAAGCAGUAAUGCUUCUGAAUACUAGUUCCUAGAAAUUGCAGGAAAGAAGAGUGCUUUUGUGCUUGUCCUGCUUGUGGAUUUCCUACAAGCAUUGUCCUGCUUGUGGAUUUCCUACAAGCAUUGUCCUGCUUGUGGAUUUCCUACAAGCAUGUAAGUGGCCACUGUGAGAAUAGGAUGCUGGACUAGAUGGGCCACUGGCCUGAUUCAGCAGGCUGUUAUAUUCUUAUGAGGAUUUGUGAAAGGAGAUUCCACAUGCAUUAAAACAGGAGUGAGGACGCACUGUGGGCCAGAUUUAGCCUGCUAGGCUUCCCCAUGUGGCCCAUGUGGCUGUUUCCCUCAGACAUGACCACCUGCAACACUUGAUAUCAUACAUGAUGUGAGGUGUGUAAUAGGUAGAGACAUGGUUGGAUUUGCUAUGUAGGAGAAAAGUAGGAUUGAAUUGAGGAGCAAGGAAUUUCAAACAUGGGGGGGGGAGGCUGUUUCAAUGGUUUGCGACAAUAAAGUUUUAAAUGAACAAGGGAGUUCAGUGCUAAGAAUUUUUUUCCCCUGAUCAAAGCGCUGCUUAGAAAUUGAAAGUAACCUCCAUUUGAUCCUGUGGCAAUUAUAUUUUAGUUAGGAAAAAUAAAUUAGCUUAAUGUUCUCUUUCCUGUUUUACACUUGUUAAACUUAAUAAAUGUUAGUUUAUUUAGUAAUUAUUUUUAAUUGCUAUUAGCAGUUCAUACCCUUUUGUUUGUUCCCUUUUCCCUCCUAUGAAAACUACUCAAGACACUCUUUUAAAGUUUAAAUAACAAUAACUUUUACUCUCAGUGUCCUUGCACUUGUUAGAUAAAAUAUAUAUGUAGAAGGCAGGCAAAUCACUUAUGCUACUAAUGUAUUACAUAGAUUCAUCACUAAGACUCAGACGCUUACAGAUUCUUAUUCUGAGGCAAAUAGCAGCAGAACAGAACAGACCUAUUGCUCAGCUGCUCUAACAACACAAAAAGACUAUUAUAAACUGAUUUAAUGUCAGGAGCUGGAGUCAAGCGUUGGUCAGCAAUCAAAGAAAAACAUGGUGUCAGUGAAGUUAACUCUUUAUUCAAUACACCAAAACAGCACAGGCCUAGUGAUUCCAGCAACUCUUUCCAGGAGGUCUUGCUCCAACAAUGCAGUUGUGAGACCUUUCCGCCACUUCCUAAGGCUCUUCCUCUACAGGCUCUUUCCCAAGCAGUCGCAAACUGCACCUGUGCACAACCCCUCUCUGCUCUGCCCUCUUCAUUUCUCUGUGUGUUCUAAGAGAGCAGGGGGGAGGAGAGCUGGUUGCAGAAGAAUGAGGAGACUCCUGGCUUCUUCAGCAGCCUUCUUCUGGUCAGCCCCCAAAGGAACCAUACUAAGUUUGGAGCUGAUUUAUUUGGUGGAGCAUUCAAUUGCCAUUGUAUAGUUUCUUCUGCAGCAGCUUGCCUCAUUUCUGUCUCUCCCCCCCCCCCCCCACCUCUCCAGCCUCCUCCUCUGCCUCUGGUUCUGGACUGCUCUCUGCCCCAGACUCUUCCUGCUUACCAAACCCUGUUGCCUCUUCAGCUUCUGACACCCAGCCUGCUCCCUCUUCUCCCUCUGACCAUUCAUUGUCAUCCCACCAACCAAUCCCCUGACUCUGAGCCUUCUUCCCUUGCAGGUUACCCAGCUGGUGCCCCCACCACUCCUUUGCAUCCAGCCAGUCCAGGACACAAGGUAUAUGACCUCACAAGAUUUUUUUCUUAGAAUGUUGCAGCCCUUGUGUGUAUUAAUCCUUUCCUUAGCAUUUUGGAUGUUUGUAUCAUGUAUGUGUGUGUGUGUGUAUGCUUUUUAUUAGUUUUUUUACUUAACAAAAAGUUAACAAAAAUAAUAACAAAAGGAAAAGCCUACAUCCAUGCACAUCUCACAGAUACUUCCCCUGUGGGGAAGGACUUUGUUUCUUUGAAAUGGGCUAUGCCUAUUGGUUCUCAUGUUACAAUAAGAGAUAAGGCUAUGAAGAUCUCAUGGCGGAGACGGGAGAUGUAAUAAGACUGGAUUGUUAAUAAGAUCAAAAAUAUUCAGUAUGGCAAGUAUACCUUUGGAUAUUCCACUGACUGCUGGCGUUCUUUAGCAAAUGUUUGCUGAGCAAAUAAAAUUGAUUAGAUCAAAGAUUGAUGAAAUGGGGGGUGAAAGUAAACUAGGGACAAAUGAAAUGAACAGCUGAAUCAAAGAUGAUACAGAGACUUUGGAGAAGAAUAUGGAUAAAGGACUGGCAGAGGUUGAAAUGGUAGAGUUGGAGGAAACAAAUGGUGAAAUGGAAAAGUCCUUCACAGAGGUGUUUGGAAGAAUAAAACAGCCAAAUGGAAGAGUUGUGAUUCUGGAGGAAUGGCUCUGUGUACAACUAGGAUUAAACUCAGAGGAAAAAGCUAUCAGAUCUCUGGCGCUCCUUUGGAAAAAGAAUGGAAGAAAUGGAAAUAUAUGAUUUUAGUCAUAUAUGGAAAACAAUGGCAAACACAACAGGUGCUGAGAGCUGAAGAAACAAAAAUGGAUGCGAAUUCAACCCUGCUUGCUGUUUAUCUGCCCACACCCAUGUAGGUCAACUUUGAUAGGUGGGUGAGACAAUCCAUCUGUCAGUUAACUGACAUUAUAACAGCAGUUGAUUUACAAUUGGGUGGUCCUGCCCACCUGUCAAAGUUGGCUUACAGUAGAGUGUGAGAUAGAUCUGCUCUGCCCUGUAGAAACUUGCCCUGGAACCUGAUGGAUAAUAAAUAUAAUAAAAACAGUACACUGAAGGUUUCUGCCUGAUGUCCACAGGCAGGGGGUUCCAAAGCAAGUUUUCCCCUUUAUUUGAUGGACCUUUGGAGGCAUGCAGAGUAAAUCCCUGCACACUUUACAUCCAGGGUGAGCAACCUUUUGGAGCUUGAGAGCUACAUUCCCUGUGAGCAAAAGUUCUCAGCCUCCCAAGCUCAAAAAUAGUUUUUGGUGAGGUGUGGAGGAUCAGAUCCUGCAGCCAAACAUAUUAUGAGUGGGAUUUGUUGUGGAAGCUGUUGUACCCCUGUGAGAACAGGAUGCAGAACUGGAUGGGCUUUUGGCCUGAUCCAGCAGGUCUCUUCUUAUGUUCUUAUAUAAUUAUCAAUUUCACUAGCGUCACUACCCUGCAGGUCAAAGGCUAAAGGACAAACAAUGCUCCUUUCCCAGACUAGAUGCUAUAGGGGUGAGCAAAGAAGGGUUUGCUUGCAACAAGUCUCAUUACAUUCUUCUACUUAUUACAUCUUCCAAAAUACAGGCAGCUCCCACAGUCUUCAAGGAAACACUCACUCUAGAGAUGACUUUUAAAGAGCCAGAGAGUCCCAUCUAAAGAUUUGAAUUGGCCCUUUAAGAAAAGUGCUUCCCUCUCUUGCCCCCUGCUGUGACUUUCAUCUUUAAUUCAUGAAGCACAACUGCACUUAGUGACGAAGAGCACCUGAUGAGCUGGCAAAGUUCUCAUGUGCUUUUAUGCAAGGUUCCCUAGAAAUAAAAAAGUUGCUACAGUAGAAAUCACAUGAAAUCCUAUUCUUCUUUGUUUGUUGCUGUGUCAGAAGCAUACAGUAGGAGAUUGCACAAUUUGGGAUAAGCAUUACCCCCUCCCCCGCCCAUCCCUGUUCUCUUUGGACUAGAAGCAAAGCGACCCAGGUACAAAUGCCCACUCACCUGCAAAGCUCAUCAGGUGACCUUGGCGCUGUCACCCUCUUUCCACCAAGCUUACCUUGCAGGGUUGUUGUGAAACUGCUCAGCAGAAUGAUAUGAAACCUCUGUUCCUGGUGUUAGGAAACGCUUAUCUACAAUCAGGUUGAUACCUUGAACAUUGUGAUUCAUAACUUGCCUUCCAGAAGGGCUAGAUACAUACAUUUUUUUUUUUUAAAUGAAAGCUCAGACUUGGGGCCCCUUGCAGGCAUUGGCCCUAGUGCAAUUAUGCUGAUUAUACCAUUGAUAAUCUGCCCUUGCUCCCUGCUGAAAUCCUGUAACAGUGUAACUUCUUAUACCACAAAUGGUGUGGUUCAUUUUUCUUGUUUUGCUGCAGCCCCUCCGGAUAGCAAUAAUGAGGUAGCACUGGGGAAGCAUUGCAAGAACAAACUAAAGUGGAAUAAGCUCACCACUAAUACACUAUUACUGUGUCAAGAACAUAUUGCAGAAUGCACCUGCAAUAAAACACCAGUCUGGAAGGGCCCAUUAACAACAUCACACUGGCCCCAAGUGUCAUGGUGGGAUCUAUAUUGUUUUAUUUCUGGCUCCUUUAAAUAAGUUAUGUGUUUGCAGAAGUGGGGACAUAUUCCACUAAAUUCAUGGGUGCCAGAUCUUCUCCAUAAUUCCUGAAUUUGGUAAAAGUUAGAAUAAAUCAAGGUUUGCUUAAACUGCCAAGCACGGAACCCCCUGGAUAUAAUUUUGCUAACAAGGCAAUCCAGCUCAGCAGAGGCAGCUGGAUGGGCCAUUAGCAUAGGAUGAAGUCCAGUGAUGGCCCAUCAAGGAAACAGUCAGAGGGCAAGACUGCCAGGCAAAGGAGAGUGGAGACCCUCUUUGCUGGGUGCUGGUAGGCAGAGGCAAAGGUCUAGUUUAGGGUUUCAACUUUGAAUGAGGCAGGCUGGCCAGAGGUCCUUGGAAUAGCUUAGCAGCAAGAAGGAGAAGGAGCAGCAGAACUCCAUGUGAGCUGGGGAUGACUGGCUGGAACUAAGAGACGCAAAGAAUGGAUUUUUGUGCCAGUCCCCCAUAUGAUGUGAAUGCUCUGUGAUCCCUCCAUUUGGGGAAAGGUAUAAAUGUGUAAAUAAAACCAUAUAUCAUAAAGACACUACAGUCUCUGAUGUGCCUCAUUGUACCCAAAGGGUACACAGACUCUGGUAAGUGCGCCUGCAACCCCUGGAGUCUCGCACCACUUGGAGAUUGGGGUGGUGUGUUACAAAACCCAUUCAGUGUGUCACAGGUCCUACUUGAAGGGAGGCAGCAAGUCUGGGUUAUUCAGAAUUCUAGCAUCCAGAAGGAAAUACAGAGAAAAAAAUUGGAAGCAUCCCUGUGAACUUGGACAUGGUAAGCCUGUUUUACAUUUCAUAUUGCAGUAUCCUUUCGGUGCCACCCUCCUUAUAUCGGCAUCACUGCCGCUUACCUGGGGAAUACAGAGGUGACGCAGGGCACUGGUGAGGUGUAGGCUGUGCAGGACCACUGACAGAGUCUAACUGGUGCUUCUCCCUGGUGCGUCUCUGCAGCCCCCAUGUAAGGCCUAAAAAUGACCUCAUGGUAUAAUUGAAGAUAUGUUUAGUAUGCCUAAUGGUAUGAAUGGAGAUAUGUCUGAAGUGUGAGUACAACCAGAUGGUAUGUGACACUGAAGAUAAAAAUAAAGAUAGGGACUGCUUGAUUCUGAAGAUCAAGAUAGACAUUGCUUGAUUUUGAAGAAAACAGGAAAGAUGGACAAACUGGUGGAAUGGACAAGCAGGAUGUGCCGGAUGAAGUCACAGGACAUGUAGAGGACAUAUUGAAAUUUUAAAAAAAAACUUCUGAAAGGACAUGAUGAGUCAAAGGACAUGCAGAGGACAUGCUGAGACAAGUUACCUCUGGGUUAACCCAGAGGAAGAGCCGGACUGUGCUUUAUGUGCGUGCCUGGCCCAGCGCCUGGUCCGGCAGACAGCAGCCGCUGUUCUCAAAAGACAUGUUGGGACAAAUAACUAUUCAUAACUAUCUGAGGAAUCAGCCUGACAACAGCUAUCAUCUAGUCCAACCCCCUGCAAUACAAGACAAUGCAGCCAUACGAGGACCGAACCUGAAACUAUAAAACAGCUGGUAAAAGCCUGGUACAGCGCGUUGCUUACCUGCUGCUGCAGAGGUGGCCGUCCACAGACUUUUAAAAAAGAUUGAUCACCUUUUUUAGUGGGUCCAUCCAUCUGUUGAGUAUGAAUGAAAGGAGUGAAUGAGUUGUUAUUAGUUACUACCACCAUAAUCAACUACCUCUAAUCAAUAAAAGGGUUAUUUCUAAGAUUUGUGCCAUUUUGUUUCUUCUUGAAAACGCUCUGAUCUAAAAGAAUCUCCUGUCAUUAGACUUAUGACAGAACUGGCGACGAGGAUGGGAUCAGUAGCAAUUUGAAAGAAAAGAUAUAAUGGCUUCUAAAAAAAUAAUUUGCGGGGGGUGGAGUACCUAGACGAGCAAUGGGGAAGGACUCUAAAGAACAGUUGAAAGAUUUUUUGUAUGGGGAAAUUUUUUUUGGGGGGGGGGGAAUCAGACCAGGAGGAAUUGGGAUUGGCAAAGUACUCCGAAAUCAGGUCAUGGCCACAAAUGGCUAAGAAAUAUAAAGAAGGCUUGGUGCUGCAGGAACAGCCCAUGAGCUAAAGAUGUUGGAAAAAGAGGAUGCCUCUUUAAGAAGUGAAAUACAAACUCUGCUUGAGUAUAAAACAGGACAACCAGGUGAAAACUUAGGAUACACCUGGGAAGAUAGAAUAAGAGAGCGCUGCUCUUAAAAAUGAGAUACAAACUCUGCUUGCGUAUAAAAAGAGGGAGACUGAAAACACCCAGGAAGAAUAUAAAGUCCUAGAAACCAGCAGACAUGCUGGAUAAGAAAACGGGGUAAAAGAUCCUUUACAGAAAAGGGACAUGGCAUUAUGUUUUAUGGAAGAUUUGUUGGAUUGGCUUAUACAUAAUGCCCAGAACCAAUGAACUUUAAUAGAGUUGAACUCAGUGAAAUGGCUGCACAAGUAAAGGUUUUGAAAAUCUUGGUAAAAGGAGGAAGAAAAAAAUUGAGAAAGUAAAGUGUGGAGCAUAUAGAAAAGGAAAUGCUGCAACAGAAGCUUCUCCUUCAAGGAGAAAACCUGUUAAAAAUUAUGAAGAUGAAGCAGAAAAUUUACAUAUGGAAAUAGAACGGAAGGUAAAUGAGGGCAUAUAAGAAAGACCCAUGUGAAGGAUUUGAUUUCUUUGGUUGUGAUGAUGGUUGUGAGGACGAUCCCUGUUGUGUUAAGGUAUUCACAAGCCUCAGUGUUACAUAUGGGGGAACAGGAGAGCAGGGCAAAGACAGUUACAGACAGUUACUGAAGUACAGGAACAGAUGACAACUGGGGAAUUAAGGGAAUUAAAAACCCAAGUAGAAGGGGAAAGUUCUACUGUAGGAAAAACAGUUAAGCUGUCAGAACAGAUAUCGAAACAUGGGCUUACCCCUGAAGAAGUUAAUAGAUUAAUGAGAAUGAUUAAUGGAAUGGGAGAGCAUGUAAGCACAGUCCUACAUUUAGGAAUAAAUUUAGCUUUAAGGGAUUACAUGGGGGAGACAAGUCUCCCCAAAGCUAAAAAGCAAGUUUUGUAUUGGACUUAAAAACCGGAGAAAGAUCCUAUUGCCUUUUGUUUAUGCCUAUAUAGAUAUAUAUACAGUGGUACCUCUGGAUACGAACGGGAUCCGUUCUGGAGCCCCGUUCGCAUCCUGAAGUAAACAUAAGACGCAACUGCGUGUGCACGGAUUGUGUUUCACCGCUUCCGCGCAUGUGCGUGAUGUCAUUUUGAGCAUCUGCACAUGUGCGAGUGGCGAAACCUGGAAGUAACGCGCUCCAUUACUUCCAGGUCGCCGCGGAGCUCAACCCAAAAAUAUUCAUCCCGAAGCCAUUUCAACCCGAGGUAUGACUGUGUAGAUAUAGAUAUAUGGGAAUGUAUUAUGCAGAUUUGAUAGAGCCGAGGAGUGGAGCAAAUUGGGAAAAUAGUAAAAUGGAAGAAGUAGCAAACACAAUACAGGAUGUAGAUGUUUUAAAAAUGCCCCUUGAUGGAACAAAAGUAGGAAUAAAAUAUAUGAUAGGAAUCCAGAGACCAUACUGGCCUUGCUCAUGGCCAGAACUCAUGGCCAUGACCUAGACAUUUGCAAGCAGGUUUAUAUCAGAAAUUUGAUAAGGAAUAUCGCCCAAUUGCGUAUGCCUCUAGAAAACUGAAUAAGCUUGAAUUGACAUAUGAUGAAUGUGAAAAGGCUUCUACUGCCACUGUUUUACAGUGUACAGUGCCAGGCUUUAGUUCUACCAAAUUAGCUCAAUGGACUGUUUAUUUAGCACAAAAGGGUGUGGUGUCUGAAACUAUUAAAAUACCAGUCCUUAUGGUAUCUAUUGUAGAAACUGGCAGUACCUAUGAUUGUUCACCUGUGCUCCCAACAGAAAUUGUGAAUAUACCCAAAGGCGAAUGGAAUUCACUGUCUGAAAGCAAUUGUGUAAUAUUUAUAGAUGGAAGUUGGUAUCAAACUGGCUCCCAAAUAAUAAAAUGGGCUUGGCUUUUGGCAGGAACAGAAUGAUUCUAUUGUGGUAUUAUUGAAGGACAAUGUAGUGUACAAGAUGCCAAAGUCUUGGAAGUGAUAUCAGCCUUAAGACAGAAAUCUGAACUCUUACAAGAGUGUGAUAAAAAAAAAAAAUGGGCUAAAGAUAAUUGGAUGACAGGGAAAGGAAAGGUAGAAAGAUUAAACCAGACCAAAAAAAAAAAAAAAAAAAAAGAAUGUUGAGAAGAUUAGGGGGGAAAAUCUGGGAAGGAUUGGGAUGAAAAAUUGCCCACUGUAUUGACAGCUAUAAGAAGCAGCCCAAGAGGGAUAGCAGGAUUGUCCUCCUAUGAGAGAUUAUUUGGAUUUAAAAUGUCUUUGGGAUUUCCUGUCACAGUAUUGGAUAUGGAACAAAUGGAAGAAUCAGAAAUUAAUUUCUUACAACUUUUAAAGGAGAGUGAAUUUAUGAGGCAAGAAAUACAUGAAACUUGGUUAUAAGCAGAUAAUUUGAACGAAGCAAUUAAAAGGGAAAAUAUUAUGUUACCAGUUUGCUUACAAGUAAUGGAUAUGAUUUAGGAGCCAAGCAACACCUUGGUGGUGGGGUCCAUAAGCCAUAUUGGAUUUUAUUUAUCCCUGUUCUUGUCUUAUACGGAUGGAUGGUGAAAAACAGAAAUGGGUACACUGAAAUCAUUAAAGCCUUUUUCAAUUUCUCUAGGUUGAUGCCUGAUGAAGGAUGUUGAAUAAUGAUUAUGUAUUUCUUUUCCCCCCUUUUUUGGUCUUUUUCUUUCUGUGUCUGUGUGACUCUAUGUUUGUCUUUUUCUGUGGUCGACCAAAGAAACAAGAGGAUAUUGAGCUCCAACAACUGAAAAAAUGGGAGGACCUUUACCAAGUGUAAGAAAGGAAGUAACCAGAAACCAUUAUCAUUCGCCAACUGAAACAGGGAAUAAAACACUAUCCCUAAUAACAUUAAAACACAACCAACGUACAUUUCAAACUAUUUUAGUACCAAGAAAACAUCCAGUGGUUGUGUUUACAAGAAGAGUAGGGGAAAGAGAAGAAGUAUUGGUGAAAUAUCCUAUGUUACAACCUGCAUUACUUAGCCAUUUUGACCUAGAAGAGGAAGAAAAACAUUUUUGGUUUAUUUCCACAUCAUUUAGGUUAUUAUUCUUAGAGGAUUGGGAUUAAUACCUUCCUGGAAAAAAUAGUUUGUGACAAUACAUGGUGUUUGGGUCUUCUUUAGUAUAAUUGUAUAUGCAAAAAUAAGGAGAAAAAUACACCUUCAGUUAUUAAACUUUGUCAUGAAAGAUGGAGGGCAUUGUUUUAACCCUUAUUGCACCAAUAGGAUAUAAAAUUCAGUAUGUCAGGCUUAGAUGUGUCUACCUCUUUGCCAUUUUGUAGAAAUUAUACCAAUGAGUUUUAUGAAUUAUUGGCAAAAUCUAAAUUAUUUCAAUGGAAACGAGCCCAUUCCAGAAGGGAUUUGUUGGAUACAAUCCUGGGAGGAAUAGGUACAAGAACAGGAAUUGCAAAUGCCUAUGAUAUUGAGAUACAGGCAAACAAGUUCCUUAGGACGAUUACAGUUUCAGAUAUUGAGAUUGCAAGGAGGUGAUACAGUUGAUUCAUACAGGUUACAUUUGUUGGAAGCAGGACUCUCAGAAAGAGCCAUGCAGGCUAUGAAUAAAACAUUAUUUCAAAUACCAUAUUUUUUGCACCAUAACACUCACUUUUUUCCUCCUAGAAAGUAAGGGGAAAUGUCUGUGUGUGUUAUGGAGGGAAUGCCUAUGGGUGGCAUGCCUACGGAUUUUCCUCCUCUAAAAACUACGUGCGUGUUAUGGUCGGGUGCGUGUUAUAGAGCGAAAAAUACGGUACUUUAUAUAAGGAAUGAAACUGCUGUGGCUAUAUGAUACUUUACAGUAUAACAAUUGGCGUGGAAUUUGUAGGAACAUGUCCAUAUGUUUUUGCUAGAGAAAAAUGUAGAAGGGGUUCUUCGUGCAAUGGGUUUACAGAAAAAAUGGGCAACUAUUGAUGUUUGGUAUCACCUAGCUAUUUAUAAAUGGGGAAAGGAUACGUUGUUUAUGAGAAUAAUAUCUUUGUAAAAUACCACUCAAGGCAACAUUAGGAGAGGACAAAUAUGUAAAGUUGCAGCAAUUCUGGUAGUUACGGACCAAAACUGUAUUCUAUGGAUAUGUUAUGUGUAAAUCUAGUGUGGGCCUUAUAAAGGAUAAUAGGACUUUUGAGCCGAAUAGAAUAUGUCAUUUACAAAGGUUAACAAAUUAGUAAUAAUGAAAUACGAAUCUGCUCUUACUGAAUAUCAUUGGUGGGAUAUCUUUUAUGGCUACUCAUUGAAAGCUUCUGCUUUUUUUCUUUUCUUUUUCUUCUUUUUUUUUGAAAUCAUUUAUUCAGCUUACUGUAAUUUUACUGUCAUUACUUUUAUGUGUAAUCAUAUGGUCCUGCAUCUUAUUUUGAUGCUUACAACGUAUUAAUACUACUAUUCAAGUAUGUACUGCAUUUCUUAAAGAAUAUAUGUGAUUUAUUAUUUAUUAAUAAAUCAAGAAGGGGAGUCUGUGAGGCCUAAAAAUGAAUUACCUCCAUAAUCAAUAAAAUGGUUAUUUCU